AUGCCUUGCUCCAUCAUCUCACGCACAAAAACACUUUUCUCAUCUUCGAAGCGGCAAUGUCAAGCUGGUGGACACACAUCUGGCGAAGAGACAGAUGCUUUACUUCAGAAGGAACCAGAGUUCCAAUACGAUGAGGAUACAGAGACAAGGGAGAUACCGUUCCCAUGUCCAGCAUUCAUAAACACCGCUUCGAAAUACAUCCUCACACAAACACCAUCCCAACACAUCUCCAUCCCCAAAUCCUCCUCCUACUCCCGCACUCCGCACCACUCUCAAUCUCAAGCCCACCAAGCGAGAACAAUAGACCCUACACCCCUCGCGCUUGCUUUCGCCGACCUAGCUGUCGAUGCAGGGAUCUAUGGAACCAGAGACUCGUACGUAGAGGUUCUGGCGUUCCAGCUCAGGAGGAUGGUCAGGAGUCUAGCUAGGCAGUGUGAGGAGUCGAAGGGGAAGAAGGGUGGGAAUGGGUUUUUAACACUCACCGUCGCCCGCCCAGAACUAAACUGCUCCGUCCACAUCACCAUCCAAACCCGCCACCGCACCACCACGCACCAUCCCAUCCUCUCCCGUCUCAACCGCGUGGUAGAUGAGCAAGUCGUUAUUCUAGGACUCAAACCGCUUGUUUCUGCAAAACCUGAAUCAUUAGCAGGGGAUCUUGAAUGUAGGGAAGAAGACGAGGGAGAAGAUGAAGCGGAAGGAGAAGGAGAAGAUGAGGGAGUGUUCUCAACAUGGUGGUGGAAAGAGAGUCGUUUUGGAGGUUGCGCGGGAGGGGAUAAGCCGUGCGGCGAGUGGAGGGUUGCGAGAGGGAGGGAUGCGUGGUGGGAUCUUUAUGAUUGUUGUAAGAGUAAGAGAGUGUCCUGGAGCUGGAGAGGGGCUUUGGAGAGUGGAUGUGAAAAGGGGAAGUUUAGUGGGAAACGGGGUACGAAGAGAGGAUGUUCCCGGAUGGAGGUUUCGCUGGGAGAGGGGAAUUGGUGUUGA
Molecule: messenger RNA, 978 nt
Organism: Cadophora gregata
Lineage: Eukaryota; Fungi; Ascomycota; Leotiomycetes; Helotiales; Ploettnerulaceae
Exons: 3
Coding region: 1-978 (325 amino acids)
Source: RefSeq, a predicted model, not a curated record